Jatropha curcas is the source of this 1606-nucleotide messenger RNA. RefSeq names its product protein trichome birefringence-like 19. Gene Ontology annotation, molecular function: O-acetyltransferase activity. NCBI's taxonomy places the organism in Eukaryota, Viridiplantae, Streptophyta, Magnoliopsida, Malpighiales, Euphorbiaceae. Gene Ontology annotation, cellular component: Golgi apparatus. The record is from RefSeq and is a predicted model, not a curated record.
CCUAUAUCUCCAUUUCCUGUUUCUCUCUUUUACUCAAAUGAAGAAGCUUCAUGCUUCAAUGGAGCUUCCCUUUAGCCAUCCGCAUAAAAUACAAAAGACACCAGUCCUGCUACUAAUUACCUUUACCCUAAUUCUUCUCACAAUAGUUCCCUUAUGUUACCCUUUAUUAGGGCACCCCUUAUAUUUGUUUCAGAACUUUUCGAGUUCAUCGUCUUAUUCUUCCAGGGAUAAUCUAUCAAGUAAAAAGAAAUGUGAUAUAUUCUCAGGAGAGUGGGUUCCAAAUCCUGAAGCUCCAUACUACACAAACACAACAUGUUGGGCAAUACAUGAGCACCAAAAUUGCAUGAAAUAUGGAAGACCCGACACCGAUUUCAUGAAAUGGAGAUGGAAACCUGAUGGGUGUGACCUACCCGUUUUCGACCCGGUUCAGUUCUUGGAAGUUGUUAGAGGCAAGUCUAUGGCUUUUGUUGGAGACUCUGUUGGUAGAAACCAUAUGCAGUCUUUAAUAUGUCUCUUAUCUAAGGUGGAAUACCCCAUAGAUAUUUCAUACACUCCAAAUGAGCAAUUCAAACGCUGGAAAUAUCUAUCAUACAAUUUCACAAUGGCAACAUUUUGGGCACCCCAUUUAGUAAAGGCCCAAGAAGCAGACUCUGAUGGGCCCACCCACACAGGCCUAUUCAAUCUUUACCUUGAUGAAUUUAAUGAAGAAUGGACGGCCCAGAUUGAAGAAUUCAAUUUUGUCAUCAUAAAUGCUGGCCAUUGGUUUUUCCGUCCAAGUAUUUACUAUGAAAAUCAUAAAAUGAUUGGGUGUCACCAUUGCCUAUUAGAAAAUGUCACUAAUUUAGCUAUGUCUUAUGGGUAUAGAAAGGCCUUUAGGACUGCCUUUAGUGCCCUAAAUAGCUUAGAAAAUUAUAAGGGCAUAACAUUUCUUAGGACAUUUGCACCUUCACACUUUGAAAAUGGGGAAUGGAAUAAAGGAGGGAAUUGUUUGAGGAAAAGACCUUUUAGGGCUAGUGAGACCAAAUUAGAAGGUAUAACCCUAGAGCUUUAUAUGGCACAAGUAGAGGAAUUUAGGGUUGCUAAAAGGGAAGGGGGAAAAAGGGGAUUGAAAUUUAGGUUACUUGACACUACACAAGCAAUGUUAUUAAGGGCAGAUGGUCACCCCAGUAGAUAUGGGCAUUGGCCACAUGAAAAUGUCACAUUAUAUAAUGAUUGUGUGCAUUGGUGCUUACCUGGACCAAUUGACACGUGGAAUGAUUUCUUGCUUGAGAUGUUGAAGAUGGAAUUAGGUGGCCAUGAUGGUCAAAAGCAGAAGAAGCUUUACUCAAGUGAGAGGAAAUUGAAGUUUAGAUAAAUUUAAAAUUAGUCUUUUCAUCAUUAUUAUUAUUUGAUGGUUGUUUAUUAAUUAUUGUAGUUGAGGGUUUAUGAAUUAUGAUGGUUUUUGAAAAUUAAUGAUUUCUCAAAAUAAAUAAAUAAAUAAAAUGAUAAACUUAAUACAACGUGUGAAAAUUGGUAUAUGGUAAUAUUAUUUUAUUAUCAAUUUUUUUCAAAAAAAAAAAAAUUCUUAUUGAUUAAUGUCUGUAUAUUGAUCAGAAUAUAAGAAAGU